Messenger RNA from Phaeoacremonium minimum UCRPA7, 1761 nucleotides. RefSeq lists its product as hypothetical. Lineage: Eukaryota; Fungi; Ascomycota; Sordariomycetes; Togniniales; Togniniaceae. The transcript is spliced from 2 exons. Bases 1 to 1761 code for a protein of 586 amino acids. The record is from RefSeq and is a predicted model, not a curated record.
AUGUUCGGGAGCUUCGCGAAUCUGAUUCCUGCACCCACGGCACCUGCAAGACCGCCAAAGGAUGUGCCUCCACCGACACCGGUCAACUUCCCACACUGCGAGCCCAAGGCUGGCGAAAGUGGAGGCGGAGACCGGCCCGCCAGCUCAGAGCCUGCAACUCCCGUCACAAGCCUCCUGCAGAGCAUCAUCCGCCCGACUGAGAUCAGCGUCUCCCACUUCGAGGCUCUCGGGAUCCACGUGAUACCAGAUGCGGAGCCGAAGGACAUCAUCCCGGAUCCGGCUUACAUACCGGACUUUGAGCAGUGGGAUUCUCUAUCACAGGAGGAGGCACGAGAUGCCAAUGAGAAGGUACGGCAGCCUCUCAACAACGGCGCCCUCUCGCCCGGGCUGCUCGUCUACCUGGACCGCAAGCGUGAGCUGUCGACUCAGAAUGAGCUUGCCUUCCGGGCCGUCAGGAGAAUGCAGCCGCCGCCGGGCAAGACGCAGGUGAGGCUGGGCAACUCGUUCGAGUUCUUCCGCAACUUGGAGGCGUUCGGGACCUUUUGGGACGAUACGUCGGCACCGAAACCCCCAGACUCGCCGGAAGCCAAACCAAAGGAGGAAGACAAGGGCGAGGCAGCAUCCUCGGCAUCCGAUAGUGAUAGCGAGAAGACGGCACAGGAGGGCCCAGUGUUCUUCCGUACCGGAGCCGGGUAUCAGAUGCCACCAGAGUACCGUAUCAACCUUAUCACUGCCUUUCUGAAGCUCGUAGCCUACGACUUUGGAUGUAAUGUCUCUGCUCCGAGGACGGAGCCGAGACUCUAUAUGACCGCACCACAAUCUACUCCUACGUCACAACCGGGCGCCCCUCCGCGUAGCUCCUACUUCUCGUCCGGCUGUACCUUCAUCUUCCGCACCCCCCGGACCCGUGAGCAAGCCCGGGCCGGCAUCGUUGAGGGCCCCCUGGCGGCCGUGAGCACAAGACACUCUACAUCCUUCCCGCCGCCGCCGCCGCCGCCGUCGUCGGAAACGGAGUCGCCAACUUCUUCCUCCGCAGCAGACCUGGACUCCACGAUCGACUUUGCGCGCGAGAUCAUAGCCGCCCUGGUCACGGCGCAGCACCGCGCCCGCGAGGGCCGCACCGAGAAGCGCAUCGGCGAGGAUGCGUGGUGGGCGACGAAGCCGCGCUGGGGCGGCGGACCGGGCGGGCCCAUCGGGCGCGAGGUGGACUUCAAGAACGGGGACGACAUCGCCCUCGGCGACAAGGACGCGCCGCCCCCGCAGCCGGCGUCAUCGUCAUCGUCAUCGUCAGCGGCUGCCAUCCUAGCCGGCAACGGCAGGAGCAGCAGCAGCAGCAGUAGUCGGGACAGGCAGCCGCUGGCCAAGAAGGCGCGCAAGAACAUGGCCAUCUACGACAACUACCGGAUGAUCCGCCCGCCGUCGGCGGCGUGGGACAAGAAGACCAAAUACAUGGCCAUCGGGCGGCGGCGGGGCGCGGACCACGACGACGUCUUCGUCGUCAGCGCGCUGUUCCACCACAUCAGCAUCCUGCGCGUCAAGGUCCCGGCGCGCCUGCUGGAGGUGUUUGACGGCGCCCCGGAUGUCGCCGGGGGCGGCGGCGCGCGCAGCUGGGGCACCGUGGAGGUGCUGCGGAGCCGGUGGUACGACUUCUUCCGCGCCGACGAGCGCGUCGAGGCCAUGAGGCUGGUGUGGUCCAUGAUGGCGUACCUGAUGCGCAAGGAGGACGAGGAAGACGGCGACGUGAAGAUGGCAGAUGCGUGA